Molecule: messenger RNA, 7224 nt
Organism: Juglans microcarpa x Juglans regia
Lineage: Eukaryota; Viridiplantae; Streptophyta; Magnoliopsida; Fagales; Juglandaceae
Product: histone-lysine N-methyltransferase ATXR7
Exons: 19
Coding region: 192-3911 (1239 amino acids)
Cellular component (GO): Set1C/COMPASS complex
Molecular function (GO): protein binding; histone H3K4 methyltransferase activity
Source: RefSeq, a predicted model, not a curated record
GGAAUGUAGUAGCCGGUAAAAUAUCUGAGCGUGAACGUUCGUUCUCUCUCCCCAAGCUCAAGCGAUAGAGAAGAAGCAAACCUCUGUCGUCGCAUCCUGAUCAGUAAUAACAAUUCUUAUAACCCUAGUCCUCGUUCUGGUUUUUCUCUGAAGAUUUGUAGAUCUAAGAGAUCGGGUUAUUUCCCGAGAACAUGGUUUCCUCAACAGCCCUUCGUCAUGAACUCGACCCUAAUUUUUUCUGCAGAAAACGGCUGAAGGUUUCGGAUUUCGAAUACCAAGAUCAAGAUGCACAUAUAUGUCUAGGAAAUCAUGUUGAUACUGCCUCGUCCAUGCAGCAUGCUGCUGAAGGAUGCUCUUCUCAUGGGUGUGAGGACCCCAACCACGUUUCUUCAUCUUGCUGCAAUUUCGAUGAAAAAUGUACUUCAUGUUCUACAACGGAGAUGAGCUGCCAAUCUAAUGGCAAUGGUGGCGAGAUUCCGCAGUCAUGUAAUAGUGGGGGUACUUCAUACCUGGAGAAGAGUUACUCUGCGUAUGGUACACCUGCUUUUGUGAGUGGUUGGAUGUAUGUUAAUGAACAAGGGCAAAUGUGUGGUCCUUAUAUUAAGGAACAGUUAUAUGAGGGUUUAUCUACUGGUUUCUUGCCUGAUGAGCUUCAUGUGUAUCCUGUGGUAAAUGGGGCAUUGAUAAACUCUGUACCGUUGAAGUAUUUCAAGCAGUUUCCUGACCAUAUCGCCACUGGUUUUGCGUAUCUGAGCUUGGGCAUCCCAAGCACAACCACUCCAAUGAAUUGUAUUACCUCUGGCCCUACUGUUUAUUCGGAGUUGCAGUCAGUUUUCCAAUUACCUGCCAACAGCAGUUAUAACUCAAAUCAGUCAAAUCAGCUGACGUUAAACCUUGAUGCAGUUAAUUCUACAUAUCAGCUACCGUCAGGAGAUGAAUCUUGUUGGUUGUAUGCGGACGAUGAGGGGAGGAAACAUGGACCACAUUCUCUUUUAGAACUACAUUCUUGGCAUCGCUAUGGAUAUCUCCCAGACUCAUUAAUGAUUUAUCAUAUGGAAAAUAAGUUUAAACCCUUAAGGUUGCUAUCUAUUAUGAACACAUGGAAUACUGGUGGCUAUAAUAUUGGCUCCACAUCUGUUUCCGAAAGCAACGAGACUGGCUCUUUGCAAUGCUUCAUUUCUGAAAUUUCUGAAGGAGUAUCUUCCCAACUGCACUCAAGCAUUAUGAAAGCAGCUCGUAGAGUUGUGUUAGACGAAAUCAUCAGCAAUAUUAUUGGAGAGUUUGUUACUACAAGGAAAGCUGAAAGAAGACUGAAGCAUGAAUCAGUUAAUCAUGCUGCCCAAAGUUUCCCUUUGAAAAGCGCAACGUCUGAAAUUUCUGGGGAAAGGAAGGAUUGCGCUGCCUUUGCAUGUGACGCUGCGGUCUCCACUACUAUUGCUGACCAGACAUGUAUUAGUAAAAUUUCAGCACAACCUCUCGCAAAAACUAGAUCUGUUGGGAGCGUUGAAAAUUUUUGGGGUUCUUACGCUGUUGUUUGUGGAAUGCUCUUUGAUUAUUGCAUGGAAGUCAUGUGGAAUGCUGUGUUUUAUGAUACUGUAGCAGAACACUCCUCUGCCUGGAGAAAGAGAAAACUUUGGUCAGGCUAUCCGAAAUUUAAGAUACCUGGUGGUGAACUUGGGGAUUGUGGAGAGAAGUCCGAAAGACUACCUGAUGAAAAGUUGCUGCCCUGGAAAGAAUCUGCUUGUGAUGUUGAUUGCCCUCCUGGUUUUGAAGUGGUGGCAAUGGUUACAGAUGAUCAUGCCCAGUCAUCAUCUACCAUGUCCUCAUUGGCUCUUGUGGGGGGAAAUUCAUUGGCAGAGAAUAACCUGCUAUACACUGACCAUAUGAAUGCAAACAUGACAUCUGUUUUAGAAUGUGUAGAACGUGAGCUUCAUUUUUCUGCGAAGGAAUCUUUGGAGGAGUAUCUUGAAAGUCUUGUUGAGGAGGAAUUGAGGAAAUACUUCAACCCUGUUGAGAAUGACAAUCUGAAUGAGAAUGAUGUUGCUUCUCCUAUUCAGUGCCCUCGUCCAAGCGACUAUGAUUCUUCACACAUGGGUGAUGAACUAAGAACUAGUGCAAAUGAAACAUCUGGCAAUGAUCCAUCACAGGCAGCUAAACCCAUGAAUCAGUGUUUGUCUGAAAGUUGUAUGUCUAAUUUGUUGGCUAGUGUGUUUAAGGAUUUGUGCACGGACAUUGACAAUAUAGUUGAUUAUGAAGAAAUGAACGAGCCACCAACCCCCGGAUUUGAAGAUAAUCCAAAGAUUCCUGCUCCAUUGACUAUUCAUAAGUUUCGACCCUCAAGGUCAGAUGAGUUUACCCCUAUGAUUGGAGAUUAUGUUGCAAUGGCACUGUGCCGGCAGAAGUUGCAUGGUGACGUUCUUAGAGAAUGGAAAUCCUUGUUCCUUGAUGUUUGUCUUCAUCAGUUUAUUACAUCGUGGCGUGCUUCAAAGAAACCCUAUGAACCUGAUGCCAAUGAGGAAAGAGAAUUUAAUGCAAGUAAAGAACGUUCUGGAAAUCCUCCUACUUUAGUUGGCAAGCACAUUCAUGAAGCAGGUACUCUGAAUGUAUCCCAGGCGAUUGGUAACUAUACAUAUUACCGCAAGAAAAAGUUGUCGAAGAAAAAAUUGGGAUCUGCUUCUUUCUGUCUGACUCCAACUAAUAUUGGAACAAGUAAUCAAUCUGUGGAAAAGUCUAGGAAACAUGCUGCUGGUGAUGUAUCUAAGACUCUGGAAGUUCAAACUGCUGCCAUUAGUACUAAAAGACUGGUACCAAAUAAAAGACGGACGAAGUCAGUCCUUGUUAAUGGUAGUUUGCCCAGUGAUCGGUCAUCGACCAAGAAUGCAGGUAGCCAGAAAGAACUGAAGGUUGCUCAUACAAUUCAGAAUAACAAGGUCUCGAGAGAUGCUGCUGUUAAACCUAGCAGGGAUAGAGCUUCGUCCUUAUCUAAGAAUCAUAAUGAUAUUGAGAAGGUCGUUGAGAGCAACAUCCAUGAUGUUGCAAUUCGAAAAGAAUGUAAUGCAACUAAAGUGUUAAAUAUAAAAAGAAAGCAUAUAACAGACAAUGCGCCAUCGUCACGUCCAACUAAGGUUUCAAAAGUAGCUGAUGGUCCUUCCAAACAAGCAGCAUGUGGAAAGUUUGCUGUGAAAAAGACGAAGUCCGCUAAAUCAAGGGCACUAAAGACCUACCCUAGAUCUGAUGGUUGUGCUCGGUCAUCAAUCAAUGGCUGGGAAUGGCAUAGAUGGUCCCUGAGUGCAAGCCCUGCUGAAAGAGCUCGAGCGAGAGGUGUUCAGUUUAUUCAUUCCAAGUAUUUUGGUUCUGAGAUAAAUGCUUCUCAGUGGUCAAAUGUCAAGGGUCUUUCGGCAAGAACAAACAGGGUGAAGGUUCGCAAUCUUCUCGCUGCUGUGGAGGGUGCUGACCUUUUGAAAGCUACUCAAUUAAAGGCAAGGAAGAAGCGCCUACGUUUCCAACGGAGCAAUAUACAUGAUUGGGGUCUUGUUGCUCUAGAGCCAAUUGAGGCAGAUGACUUUGUCAUUGAAUAUGUUGGAGAGCUAAUUCGUCCCAGGAUAUCUGAUAUACGGGAACGCCAUUACGAGAAGAUGGGAAUUGGCAGCAGUUAUCUUUUUAGACUUGACGAUGGCUAUGUGGUCGAUGCUACAAAGCGUGGCGGAAUUGCUAGAUUUAUAAACCAUUCAUGUGAGCCUAACUGCUACACCAAGGUUAUAACUGUUGAAGGACAAAAAAAGAUCUUCAUUUAUGCAAAACGGCAUAUAGCUGCUGGUGAAGAAAUUACUUACAAUUACAAGUUUCCUUUGGAGGAGAAAAAGAUCCCCUGCCACUGCGGUUCUAGGAAGUGUCGUGGAUCAUUGAAUUAAGUUGUUUGAGUUGCCAAUCCUGGCCAUUUUCGAGUUUUGCUUCUCAUAUUGUUGAGUUGGCCAUGAUCUUGCCAUGGUUGGAUGAGCGAACGUGGAUUCAAUGGGCAUACAAUUUUGUCGCUUGGCACUCUUGGAGGUGUUUCAAUAUUAGCCUGUCGUUGGUAGUUUCAAAAUAACAAGAUGAUGAGUUGGAGCAGGGUCCUUUGGUAGGGUUUAUUAUCAGUUGUAUGUUUCCAAUCACCACGCUGUUUAACUGAAGGCUAAAAAGCUUAUAGGUGUCAACGAAAGCUGGAUAAUGCGAUUAUGGUGAUCACUAUGGUUUAGACUUCUGCCUACUUGCGAAGAUGAAUUACUGACCCAAUGUGCAUUCUUGUAGAUAUCUCUCUGUUGCAGAUGAGUUUCUUCCCUUAGAAACUGUAAAUCAGUCUUUUGUUUCUUUACCACAUGACAUUUUGGAAUAUGGAUUUUUUGUACAAACAUGCAUUAUUCUUUGUUUUCCAAUAUAAAGAAUAUAGAUUUAUGUGGCAAAUAUUGGAAAUGAUACCAACGUCUCUGUUGGUGAUUUUAUAGUUGUAAGAAUCUGUUCCCAGCAACUUAAAACCCUGUUUCAGAAUUUCUUCCUUGUGUUGUAUGAUGAAUAAGAAACCAAAAAAAGAAAAAUUUAAGUAAACUGGAAUUCGUUUCCUCUGUCCAAUAGCUAGUGUUAAGUACUGGAAUGGCUCUCAGGCGAGCCACCAAUUAUUUAAUUUAUCAGACGGCUUGCAUUUUGAGCAGCUAAUUGAUUGCUGGAAUUAGUCGUAAUCUGUAUGGAGGGCCCGAUUCAAGUCUAGCUUUUGUUGAGAUGAUUUCCUAUUAAUGCCCUUCAAUAAAUUCCCAUUUAUGAAGCAUGUUUAUAAGUGAAAAAUAAAAAAUGAAAACGAGAGAGACUCGUUGAACUUGUUGCUGCUAGUUUCAUGGGCUAUACUCGUACUAUAUAUGCCAGGUCAUUUUUGUUAUUUGAAAGAGUGGGUGGCUGAAUUCAAGUGGAAAUAUAUAGUUUUUUUUUUUUUUUUUUUUUAUAAGUGGAAAGAGAUAGUUUAGUUAUAUUUUGCAAAAAAACUCAAUAAUCUUUGAUUGUUGUUGACAAAAUCAUGUAACUCCGAAUCGCCAGUGGUGUUAAAGUGGUCAAUGGUCAUGCAACUCUAAACCCUUACUGGGGAUGUAGGGUUAGUCUAGAGAAGCUACUUGGGAAAAUAUAUUGUCGUGUGCUCUUUUUUCCAUGCCAAUUCUAUAGAUCCAUGCGAGUUCCCAGACUUGCCCUUUUUUUUUUUUGUCCUAGUUGGGUUCUCUUUUCAUUAAUUCUUAUGGUUGCAGGAGUAGAUCAACUAGGAACGCCACUUAGCUGCUGGUCGGAGGUCUAUUUAUGUCCUCUGGUAUGUUUCCUCCCCCACUUUAUCAUCACUCGUGCUAUAUAUAUUUCUUGCAACACCCAAUUUUCUUGAAUCGCAUAAACAGUGAAGGUGGGGUCCGUAAUGGGUAUUUCCCAACUGGGCAAUUGUCAAGCAAGAUACCACGUUGAAUGAGUUAAAACCAAGUGACGAUCAAAACAAAAAGAAUAAUACUACUAUGCCUCUUCAACUUGCCCCUCAUUUUGACCACUCAUGUAUUUAAUUUUUAAAUUUUUUUUCUUAAUGGUUAAGAAAACGACUAUUAAUGUAUUGUUAUUUUUUUAAAAAAUGUUUAAACAUGUUUAAAAAUGUUUGAAAUAAAAAGAAAAAAAGAAGAAAAAAAAGAAAAUUGCAAUUUGCACAAUGGGGUACACCAAGUGGGCAAAUUCAGGAGGCAUAGUAGCACUACUCAAGUCUCAAACAAAAAAGAUUGGCCAUUUUUGCAGAGACAUAGAAGGAUAUACAUUGAACAGUAUUUAUUAUGCCUUUGAAAUACUGGUCCGGCGUGGCUAUCUCAGACCAGCUCAUUUUCCAGUCUGAUUAACUGAAAAACAUGAUUUUUGUAAAAAGAUAAAAUAAAAAAGAACUAGCUUUGAAAUUGAAACUACAGCCCCCUUUGAUGUGAUCCAAAUUAUAAGUCAUGCUUGGGGGCACUGAUGAUUUUUUUAUGGGGACUUGGUGAAAAUCCCGAAUGUAUUUUCUAAUUUUUAAAUUGUUAGUCAUGCUUUUAAAUAUACAAAACAUAUUUGUAAUAUUUUCUAAUUUUUAUUAACAUACUAAUUAAGAUUCAAACUACACGGACGUUUACAAACAUUCCAAGACAUAGCUAUGUAAGUAGAUGAAAACAAAGUCGGAAAUGGUGUCAAAUUGGUUCGGUUCUUAUCUUUGGACCACUCUUUAAGGUUGUUUUUGGAACUAUCCUGUAAUUGGGCUGUUGUGAGUUGCCCACCACAACCAUUAGAAAACUAGGUGGCUGCAAUAAGGAGAUGCCCAUUUUAGAAGAUUGAAGGGAAGCAUUCGUUGAUGAGCUCUCAUCUUUGUUGGUGAAGCAUGAAGCUCGUGGACUGCAAUAAUAAUGCAUUUGGUGAUGGUGUGUAAGAUCCACGUGUGCCUGAGACGGCACGUGUGGUUCACGGGCCGGUUUGCAGGUCGAGGGUUGGUGGGAUAGGAGGAGCAUGACAGGAAGAAGCCAUCUAUCUAGGGGCUGACCGAGGGCUGUUGGACAAGAUAGCCCUCUCUUCAACAACAAAAGAAAAAACGAAGCUAUAUUUUUUUCCCGUUUCAAUUGGUUGGACUGGCUCCACAGCAUGCACAAGAUGGCUGUUUUAUGCCCUUUUUUCGGUUCUUAGUAUACUUCACACCUUGUCUUGCACCUUCCUUUACGUAUUACAUUAGGCGUGACUUUUCUCACAUUGACUGAGCUUAAAGGUGAGUUUGAGUCAAAAAGCAAAUAAUUCGACGAGCCCAAAAAAUACUUCCAUGUUUCGGCCUAUAAAUGAUUAGAUUUUUAGGCCACCAUUUCCACGUACAUAUGUUACUUUUUAACAGCAUGCUGCAUGUUGGUCGUGCUAAUUACUUCACUCGUAAUUGUCUCUGGCUAAGUUGAUUGGGUGAAAUGGCUACACUAUGCAGGUUUUUAAUCCUUGUACCGUUCAAUCCUUAAAUUCCUUUGUUCAAAGUGAGCAUAUAGAUGUGAUGUUCCUCAAUUUUUCUUUGGCUUAUUAUUAGUAACUCCGCCUGUGUUCUUUUCAACCUGUUGCAAUCACACAGCCGGUCCCAAGCCCGGAUAAAGGAGGAGGGUUGUGAAUUGUGAUAGGUGGCGAUCCAUGAGAAAAUUCUGUUCAAAGGAUCAACAAGGCUUUAGAGUUCCCGGUUAGAUAGAUACA